Molecule: messenger RNA, 2352 nt
Organism: Neodiprion virginianus
Lineage: Eukaryota; Metazoa; Arthropoda; Insecta; Hymenoptera; Diprionidae
Gene: flr
Product: actin-interacting protein 1
Exons: 14
Coding region: 369-2177 (602 amino acids)
Biological process (GO): sarcomere organization; actin filament depolymerization; positive regulation of actin filament depolymerization
Cellular component (GO): cortical actin cytoskeleton
Molecular function (GO): actin filament binding
Source: RefSeq, a predicted model, not a curated record
GAGAAACUCAACUGCAUAUGCCGCACUGGCUUGCCAGUCUUUUUGAAAUUCAAAAAAGAACCUUUAACCAGAGACCUACUCAUCUCUGCUUUAACGCGUAUUCUAGUACUAGGAGUUGCCACCAGACUUCGGUAGUUUUCCAAGUCUACAUUCACGUAUUCUUAUUCACAUAGUUCAUGAUCCAACCAAAUAAGGCGAAGGGCGGGACAAAUAUACCAGAUGCGAAAGUGGGGGAGAGGCGGUUGUGGUGGUGAUACGCGACUGAUACGUGACUCAGGUGACAAAUCAAGCCCGUGUGUGAAGAUUCACCGGGUUUACGUAUUUUUCAUACUAAUUAGCGGCCGGUCGCGAGGCAUACAAGAGUAGAAAUGUCAUAUGAAACGAAAUACAUAUUUGCAACUUUGCCACGUACGCAAAGAGGUCAACCUUUGGUACUUGGCAGUGAUCCUAAGGGAAAAAAUUUCCUUUAUACCAAUGGAAACAGUGUUAUUAUUAGGAAUAUCGAUAACCCAGCUAUCGCUGAUGUUUACACUGAACAUUCUUGCCCGGUGAAUGUUGCCAAAUAUUCGCCUAGUGGUUUUUACAUAGCAUCUGGUGAUCAAUCUGGGAAGGUUCGUAUCUGGGAUACCGUGAACAAAGAACAUAUUCUGAAAAAUGAAUUUCACCCUAUUGGAGGACCCAUUAAAGAUAUAGCUUGGUCUCCGGAUAACCAACGUAUGGUGGUUGUUGGCGAGGGUAGAGAAAGAUUUGGUCAUGUAUUUAUGGCUGAAACAGGGACGUCAGUGGGAGAAAUAUCGGGUCAGAGCAAGUCGAUUAAUUCUUGUGACUUUAGACCAGCAAGACCAUUCAGACUUAUUACUGGGAGUGAAGAUAACACAAUUGCCGUGUUCGAAGGGCCACCGUUCAAAUUCAAGAUGACCAAACAAGAUCAUGGUAGAUUUGUUCAGGCUGUUCGUUACUCUCCAUCUGGCAAUCUAUUUGCAUCAGCAGGAUUUGAUGGAAAGGUUUUCAUCUACGAUGGUACCACAUCUGAUCUUGUUGGCGAAGUUGGUUCUCCGGCCCAUCAAGGAGGAGUUUAUGGCGUUGCCUGGAAGCCAGAUGGCACACAACUUCUCACAGCCUCGGGGGAUAAAACGUGUAAGCUCUGGGAUGUGGAAACAAGAUCACUUAUUAGCGAGUUCAACUUGGGCUCAACUGUAGAUGACCAGCAGGUCAGCUGUUUGUGGCAAGGCAACCAUUUGCUGAGUGUAUCAUUGAGCGGAUUCAUUAAUUAUCUAGACAUCAACAACCCCGACAAACCGUUGAGAGUAAUCAAGGGACAUAACAAACCAAUCACGGUAUUAGCAUUGAGUACAGACAGAAGCACAAUUUACACAGGUUCCCAUGAUGGUUACAUUACUAACUGGAAUGCUGAGUCGGGUGAAAAUGAUCGUGUUCAAGGACAAGGACAUGGUAAUCAAAUGAAUGGAAUGAAAGCCGCUGGAGAUAAACUUUACACUUGUGGUAUUGAUGACAGUUUGAAGAUCGUCGAUGUAUCCUCUAAUACUUAUACCGGGGCCUCAAUCAAACUAGAUUCCCAGCCACGAGGUCUUGAUAUAUAUGGAGAUAUCGUUGUCACUGUUUCCGUCAGACAGAUAACAAUUGUUCAAGAUGGUAGAAAAAUGUCGAGUCUUUCAGUUGAUUUUGAACCAUCCUGCGUCACGAUUAAUCAGGAAAAUGGUGACGUAACAGUUGGUGGUACAACUGAUAAUAAGGCUCAUGUUUAUGAAUUAUCUGGAACCAACCUUUCUCCAAAAACUGAACUACAACAUCUUGGUCCGAUUACUGACGCUUCCUACAGUCCUGAUAACAAAUAUCUUGUCGUCUGUGAUGCCAACAGAAAGGUGAUACUGUAUGCGCUACCUGAAUAUAAGAAGCUAGCACAUAACAAGGAGUGGGGCUUCCAUAAUGCAAGAGUAAAUUCUGUUGCGUGGUCGCCUGAUUCUCUUCAUGUAGCCAGUGGUAGUCUUGACACCACAAUUAUUAUAUGGAGCGUGGAAAGUCCUGCCAAGCAUACCAUCAUUAAGAAUGCCCAUCCACAAAGUCAAAUUACUCGUUUGGUAUGGCUUGAUGAUGAAACGUUGAUAUCUGUUGGUCAGGAUUGCAACACUAAAAUAUGGCGUGUGGAAAAAAUAUAAUUAACUGUCAAUUAACACUAUCUCAUUCUAGAGGUAGUUUAAUCAACUUAAUCCAGAACGCACGUCUUUCUGAUGGUUUUUAGAUGCAUUUUAUUUAUUUAAUUCGUAACUUACAAAUAUUGUAUAUUAUUUUUGAAUACAAUUCUUGAUAUACAAUAAAUUAUACCUAAACCUA